Molecule: messenger RNA, 1466 nt
Organism: Acanthoscelides obtectus
Lineage: Eukaryota; Metazoa; Arthropoda; Insecta; Coleoptera; Chrysomelidae
Source: the annotation of a GenBank genome assembly
ACUGAUCUAGGUACAUUAAAAAAAAGAAAAAUAAAGGUGGAGAAUUUCCCAGUGAUUUUCACAUUCUUCUCUUCUUUUUAUUGUCAAAUGUUCCUCUAGUAAGCAUCAAGUAACUUUACAUCGUAUCUGUUUCCAAUUCUGAGGCGUUUAAUCUUUAGUGUAAUAGUUAGAUCAGCAGUGGCGGACCUAGAUGUAUAUCUGGGGCCCGAAGCUCAAAGUUCGUACGAGACCCAGGGUGAUGGUAGUACUGGAACAUCAUGAUUUUAGAAACACUAAUUUUGCUUUUUUUACUCUGGGGACCCAUACCACCGGCGUUGCGACUCGCCCUUACGUCCCCCUGCCACCAACUCGCAAUGCGUCGUGUGAUCCGCCUCUGUAGAUAAGAUAAUCAGAAUCCAGAAUCCCUUGUGGAAAUUUUAUUAAUUCAAAUCCAUUAUCACCACAGGCUCAUUUUUUUAUUGGGGCAGUCAUAGUGGAAAACAGCAAAAUGGUUCGUGCAUGGUAUAUGGAUGAUGAUCGCAGUGACCAAAGAAAUGAACACCAAAAGAAUCCUCCAGAAUAUGUGAAUAUAGAAGAUCUUACGAGGCUAACAGGCUGCGAAUAUUUCAAGUUAAAUCCAGCUGCAUUGGAUAAAGAUGACAACCUAAAAAAAAUCAAAGAAGAAAGGGGCUACACAUAUGAAGAUGAGAUGGUCUGCUCUAAAGAAUGUCUUCCGAACUAUGAGGAGAAAUUAAAAAUGUUUUACACAGAGCACUUGCACACUGAUGAAGAAAUAAGACUUGUAGUCGAGGGAUCUGGUUACUUCGAUGUCAGGGACAAAAAUGACAAGUGGAUUCGAGUUGAGGUUGUACCUGGUGACAUGCUGAUAUUACCUGGUGGAAUAUAUCAUCGCUUCACAUUGGACAACAAGAAUUACAUCAAAGCCAGAAGAUUUUUCAUUGGCGAACCGGUUUGGACAGCUCACAAUAGGCCUUGCGAUGAUAUGGAAGCCAGAAAGCAAUAUCUUCAGAGUCUUCAGACAGGAGAAGUUGUGAAAGUGUAGCGAUUAGACAUCAACUUGAAACACACAUUCAGGUCAUUUCAUUAAAAACACCAUGCAUCACACCCAUAAUGAUGGUCUAUGAGAGCAGGAUGGCUCCAAAACAAAUGAUUAGAAGUAUAUGAAUGACUUCAAGUUAUAUGUUUUGGAAUCACCAUGUUGCUUUUGCAGAAACUAAUUAAAUAUAUGUGAUGUUAAGGUACAGUUCUAUAAUGAAAUGAUCCUGACAUAUUCUGCUUAAAUAGAUAUGAACAUUAUAUCUGUUUUUUUAUCUAUGAGGUUAUAUAUUUUAUCGUAUACCUAUAUAUUUUAUAAUAAGAAAUUAUAAUAAAAAUAUAAUUUAGCUAAACAUAGAUUUAUAUUGUACAAUCGCGUAUCUUCUCAAUUUGCAAUUUCCUUAAUAUACUAAGUGACAUAUAAAUCCGAA